CACAUACACACACACACACGCACACACUCACACACACACACAGCAGCCAUAUGGCACAGACACGCAGCGCUCUCACUCAGAACCCUCUGGAGAAAACAUGGGGGCCGUGGAUGAGGAGCAGGCUGAGCCAGCGGAGAGGCUCGUCGGUUCCUCAGUUCACCAACUCUCCCACCAUGAUCGUGAUGGUGGGCCUGCCGGCUCGGGGGAAGACCUACAUCUCCAAGAAGCUCACCAGAUACCUCAACUGGAUCGGCGUCACCACCAAAGUGUUCAACAUCGGUCAGUACCGGCGCGACGCCACGCGCUCCUACAACAGCUACGAGUUCUUCCGACCCGACAAUGAAGAGGCCAUGAAGAUACGCAGGGCCUGUGCUGUCGCCGCCCUGCAGGACGUAUGCGAGUACUUCACCAGAGAGCUGGGUCAGGUGGUGGUCUUCGAUGCCACCAACACCACUCCGGACCGCCGGGACCUCAUCCUCAACUUCGCCAAGGACAACGGCUACAAGGUGUUCUUUGUCGAGUCGCUGUGUGACGAUCCAGAAAUCAUCGCGGAGAAUAUCAAGCAAGUGAAGCUCAGCAGUCCGGACUACGUGGGCUGCGACAAGGAGGAGGCCGUGGCCGACUUCCUGAAGAGGAUCGAGUGCUACAAGCUGACCUACGUCCCUCUGGACGACAGCAAGGACAGGAACCUGUCCUACAUAAAGAUCUUCAACGUGGGCAGCCGGUACCUGGUGAACCGGGUCCAGGACCACAUCCAGAGCCGCAUUGUGUACUACCUGAUGAACAUCCACGUCACGCCGCGAUCCAUCUACCUCUGCCGCCACGGCGAGAGCGAGCUCAACCUGCUGGGACGCAUCGGAGGAGACUCAGGGCUGUCCCCCCGGGGGACGCAGUACGCUGCUGCUCUGGGACAGUACGUCCGUGAACAGAGCAUCAAGGACCUGAAGGUCUGGACGAGUCACAUGAAGAGAACCAUCCAGACGGCCGAAGCUCUGGGAGUCCAGUACGAGCAGUGGAAGGCCCUGAACGAGAUUGACGCCGGUGUGUGUGAGGAGAUGACAUACGAGGAGAUACAGGAAAACUACCCAGAGGAGUUCGCACUGAGGGACCAGGACAAGUACCGGUACCGCUACCCGAAAGGAGAGUCCUACGAGGACCUGGUGCAGCGCCUGGAGCCGGUCAUCAUGGAGCUGGAGCGGCAGGAGAACGUGCUGGUGGUCUGCCACCAGGCCGUCAUGCGCUGCCUGCUCGCCUACUUCCUGGACAAGAGCGCCUACGAGCUGCCCUACCUGAAGUGUCCUCUGCACACCGUCCUCAAGCUCACCCCCGUGGCCUACGGUUGUAAAGUGGAAUCUGUCUUCCUCAACGUUGAAGCUGUGAACACUCACCGAGAAAAACCUGUGAACGUGGAUGUGGAUCGCGACCCGUCGGAGGCCCUGCAGACAGUUCCGGAUCACAUCUGACAGCAGGGGGCCGUCCCGAUGGACCCCUGCCGGGAGGCGCCGCAUCCCACCGCAGGACCCAGGACCCACCGCCGCGGCGGCGAGUAAAGCUCCCGGACGCCGCAGUGGAGCGGGGCGAGAGCAGGGCGGCGUGGGGCGGAGCGCUCCGCAACAUGAAGGACAGACAGUACUCUACUUCCUGUUUCCACGCAUCAGGACGCCAGCAGCACGUUUCCCGCUAACUGCCCGACGCCACAGCGUGCCUCCUGCUAGCCGUACGGCGGCGUCCUGCUAGCCGUACGGCAGCGUCCCGCUCGCUGUCGUCAGAUCUGUUUGGUUUCUCUGCAUCAGGAAACAGAUGUUUUCACAGCUGACUCCAGGCUCCAGAAACGUCAGAUGAGGUGAUCAGAUGUUAGCAUCUGGCAGAUCGUGAACUCUUUCUUUCCAAUUGACGUGAAUUCUUAUAAUUUUUAUCGUUUUAAAAUUUUAUCUCCACUUCCAGAUCUUUUUCCUCAGGGAGCUUUGCUGUCGGUUGUAAAACGUUGUUAUUCUGUUUGAUUGUCAUGCUGAAUUGAGUUCAGACCGGUACCCUGGAAUUUCAUACAUUUCUAAACCUUUUACAACUUUUCAGAAUCACCUGAAAACUUUGAGGAGGUCCAGGAAUUCCAGUGACCUGAUUGGUCGGUGACCAGGACUCUUCAGGUACCAUGGUAACCAGGACUCCUCAGGUUACCGUGGUAACCAGGACUCCUCAGGUUACCGUGGCAACCGGGACUCCUCAGGUUACCGUGGUAACCAGGAGUCCUCAGGUUACCGUGGUCACCAGACCUUUUCAGGUUACCGUGGUGACCAGGACUCUUUAGGUUACCGUGGUAACCAGGACUCUUCAGGUUACCGUGGUAACCAGGAAUCUUCAGGUUACCUUGGUAACCAGGACUCUUCAGGUUACCGUGGUGACCGGGAUUUCUCAGGUCACCACGGUAACCAGAGCUGUGGGCCAGCUGAUCGUCUGAUGCUGUUUCUUGAUGCAGAUUUAUAGUAUUUUUGGGAGAAAACAUCUCAGGAGUCUUUUAUUUUACUGUCAAUAAAAACGACACACAACAGCGUCAGUGUUUGUUCUGUCGCUUGUGUCAACAGGAGUUCCUUUGGUUCCAUAAAAAUAACUUCUACCUUUAUGUCCGAGCAAUAAAAUGAAAGUGGAA
Messenger RNA from Salarias fasciatus (jewelled blenny), 2644 nucleotides. Its product is annotated as 6-phosphofructo-2-kinase/fructose-2,6-bisphosphatase-like. Lineage: Eukaryota; Metazoa; Chordata; Actinopteri; Blenniiformes; Blenniidae. The coding region runs from base 51 to 1463 and encodes 470 amino acids. The record is from RefSeq and is a predicted model, not a curated record. The transcript has 14 exons. Gene Ontology annotation, molecular function: 6-phosphofructo-2-kinase activity; ATP binding; fructose-2,6-bisphosphate 2-phosphatase activity. Gene Ontology annotation, cellular component: cytosol; 6-phosphofructo-2-kinase/fructose-2,6-biphosphatase complex. Gene Ontology annotation, biological process: fructose 2,6-bisphosphate metabolic process; fructose metabolic process.